GAUCGCAGCGAAUCUCGAACGAAGUACGGUACCGGAAGAUUCAAAACAAAAGUGAGUUCACCUUUGGCGACAAGAUGAAGGGAUUGAUAAUUUUCCUUGUGACGUUGGUGAGUUGGACUAGUGGUACCCAUCUCCGUUUUGACAAGAAGGAGCCUUGCUACGAUCCAUCUUAUGAUGAAGGAAUCAAGGAAGUCCGGAAAACCAACGUAUCAGUUCGGGCUGUACCAAGUGCAUUUGAUUGGAGGAAUGUGAACGGCACCAACUUUGCCAGUACUACCCGCAACCAGCACAUCCCUCAAUACUGUGGGUCUUGCUGGGCAAUGGGAACAACAAGUGCUCUAGCAGAUCGUAUCAACAUCAUGCGAGGUGGGGCAUGGCCCUCUACUUACCUGUCUGUUCAGAACGUCCUGGACUGUGGUGGGGCUGGUACUUGCCACGGUGGUGGUAUGCUUGGUGUGUAUCAGUAUGCCCAUGACACCGGCAUCCCUGAUGAGACCUGUAAUAAUUACCAAGCCAAAGAUCAAGAUUGUGAUCCAUUCAAUACAUGUGGUACUUGUACAACAUUUGGUCAGUGUCACGUUCUGAAGAAUUACACACUACACAAGGUGUCAGAAUACGGCAAUGUGGCAGGGCGUGAAAAUAUGAUGUCUGAGAUCUUCAGUCGAGGACCAAUCAGCUGUGGAAUCAUGGCAACGCCUGCAUUGGAUGCUUUCCAGGGAGGAAAAAUCUAUGCUGAAUACCAUGAAAGCAGCGGGAUCAACCAUAUUGUUUCUGUAGCUGGCUGGGGAGUGGAUGACAGUGGAGUGGAAUACUGGAUUGUGAGGAAUUCCUGGGGUCAACCCUGGGCUGAACAGGGAUGGUUCCGCAUGGUGACAAGUACCUACAAGAACGGCCAAGGGAAUUACUACAACCUAGGUAUCGAGACCCAGUGUGCCUUUGCUGUCCCGAUCGUAAAUUGAGAUUAAUGUGGGUAGAGGAUCAUGGAUGUAUGGCUGGGAGAGAGCCUUUCUACCAGAACAAGCCAUCGCCAACCAUGAUCAAUGAUCACUUUGCUGGUAUAUUAAAAUAACAAUAAUAAUCAUGUUGGUGAUGAUGAUGCACGUCGUGAUAUGACAUUCCAUGCACCUUACUUGUUCAUGUAUCUCAGCAAUACAGAUCAAAAUGACCCUCGUCUGUUACGGUUUCAAUGAUUUACUUGUUAUAUAGCUUUUACCAAGGAUUUUUUUGAACAAUGUACCCAUUAAGGAAAACAAUAUUUGUCAAUGUGUAGACUUUUUAAACUACUAAGGAAAUUUAAUACAUCUACCCCAAUGCCCUACAGAAAUUGUGCUUGUAAUGAUAGUCGGUGUCUCUUUUAUGUGCAUAUUGAUGUGUGGCAACUCAAUUGUCUAUUGAACAAAAUCUUUCAUUUUUAUUAAGAUCAGAGUUGUACAAAAUUAUGAUUGACUAGAUAUUGUGUGGAAAUUAUAUGGAUAUUUUAUUAAUAAGUAUUUUUAUGCAAGCAAUAUAAUAGUUUAGUUGAAUAAUGAUUGAAAUAUAUUUAUUCUGUAUAAUUAUGUGUUGCAAAUAGAAGUGGAUAAUAAUACUUAUAGUACUUGUAGAAUUCGAACAUUUAUGCAUAUCGUAUCUUCAUCAUGAUGUUAAUAUAUUACAGAGUAGUUUUAGCACAUAUGUGCAGGUUGUUUGUCAGCAUUGACAGAGUAGUACUCCAGUUUGAGUAGUGUAGGUAACUAACAUAAAUGCACACCGUGGGUUUCAGCGGGAAUCAUGCAUAGUAUUUUCCUUGCAGUCAUCAUACUCCAAGAUCGAGACAAAAUAUUGAGAAUACAGGAAAGCCAAUUUGAAAGGCAAAGGAUGGGAUUCCUGUUGAAACGUAUGGCAAAGUCUUAUAUUCAGCUACUGUUCUUAUGAGAGUAUGAUGCACAAACUAAAACCUAAAGAAAAAAAGUGAAUAUAUGUGUUGAGUACUUUGUGCAAAAUAUUCCAGCUGUCAAUCACUACUUGAAUGUGAUUUUGCAAGUAUACUGUAUGAUAUUCAUCACACUUGCUUUAUAUCUGCAUGUAAUAGUCUUUAUGGACAAUAUAUAUUAUAAUCAAGGAACAUUCUGAAAAUAAGAAAAAAUAGGAAAAGGAGAACAAAAUUGAUUUAAUUUAUUGAGACGGGAAAAUACAACUAUAUCAUGUUAUUAUCAGAGAUCACAACAACUUUAACAUGGCUGUCAUGGCCAUAAUACCUUCAACCAUACUGAAAUAACACUUGUGUUGCUGAUAUUAGGUAGACCUGCAAGAGGUUGUCAGAGGCUUAGCUGCUGCUGUAUACUCUUUUAUUCAGAUGUUUUUGACUGUGCAAUGUUUGGCAUUAAAAAAAAAACACAUUGAGGUGCGUAACAAAAAGAUUUUAGAUCAUGAAAAUCAA
Lytechinus variegatus (green sea urchin) is the source of this 2416-nucleotide messenger RNA. RefSeq names its product cathepsin Z-like. The transcript is spliced from 8 exons. The coding region runs from base 75 to 959 and encodes 294 amino acids. The record is from RefSeq and is a predicted model, not a curated record. Gene Ontology annotation, molecular function: cysteine-type endopeptidase activity. NCBI's taxonomy places the organism in Eukaryota, Metazoa, Echinodermata, Echinoidea, Temnopleuroida, Toxopneustidae. Gene Ontology annotation, cellular component: lysosome.